CUGACGCGUGUCGGGAGCUUAACCCCCGUUAUAAUGAUAAAGUUCCAUCCCAUAUGAUGUAUUCUUGCAUGAAUUCAACUGUACAGCCCCACCAGUGCUACCGUAUGAUACAGGCAUCUACCUUUUAUGGAUAUGACGGAUCCGUAGAAAGCAAGAGCUAUGUAUCUAAUUCAAUGGUUCCCAUUAAGCGGCAAGCGUUAUUCAAUUUUGGAACUUCUCGAAUUCAACUUUUAAACCCCGUGACCGCAAAUCUCAAAGAAAGAGAAUUUACUAAACGCUGUUGUUCUAUGGAUGAUAUUAAUAAAUACAUGCCGUUUCAUUAACAGAUACAAGAGCCGACGCUAGUGAAUGCAACCGCGCGUCCGUGCUACAGGGAUCGCCAAGGCCGCCGUUUUUAGGACCCUACCCGUCUCCUUGGUGGUGUUUUUCGGACUCGUUGGGUAGGCGUCUGAGACUUGUUUCCUACUUUACAGCGCUCCCAGCAUGCAUUAUGACAUGGGAUUGCUACGCCGACGCCGAAUUUACUACCUCGUCCCCCUCGUCUUCGCCUUCGUCCUUCUCAGCCCUCCACUAUGGCCAUCCGUGAGACAAUUCGGUGAUCGCGUACGGCAGACUUUGCCGUUCGCGUAUCAAUGGAAAGUCCAGCAAGAUUUCGUACCGACCCAACACGAGCUCGACUGCCUCCACGGCAAAACCCCGAGAUUGAAUACCGGUAGCGAUGAACAGAUAGAGCCGAUCCCGAAUCAUGUCCAUUUCAUAUACGGCCUUAGCAAUCCGUACAAUAAGCCCAGCGCCGGCACCUUCGACUUCCUCUGCUAUCUAGCCGUACGGAGCGCAAUUGUGGGAAUGAAGGCGGAAAAGAUUUCGCUCCACUACACCUACCUUGCAGACCCACCGUCGCCUGAACCAAAUGCGUCUCCUUUAUCAAAUCCGUGGAUCCGGCAUUUGAAGGAUGAUAUUGAGCUGGUAUACCACUCACCGGAGGAGAUGGCAGCGUUGAAGAGUUCGCCCGAUGCGACCUGGCAAGCCGCUCACGUAUCCGACAUUCUCCGACUGAAGCUGCUUCAAGAGCAGGGUGGAAUUUAUAUGGAUAUGGAUGCUUUCGGCUUCCGGCCCUUCACCAAUCUUCUUAAGUCGCCGCGCGAUAUCAUAUUAGGUCACGAAGGCGGAAACCGCGGAGGUCUGUGCAACGCCAUCAUGGUAGCUCGAAAGAACAGUUCUUUCAUAGCGAGGUGGCUUAGGGAAUAUAGCGGCGCGGAUCUUUCCCAGGAGUGGAACUACCACAGCGUCGUUCUUCCUAAAGAACUUGAGUUGGAACACCCGGACGAGGUCUGCACUCUGCCCCCGAACGCUUUCUUCUGGCCGACUUGGACCUGGCAUCACAUCGAGUUCAUGCACGAACAGCUGAGUUCAGACGAGGCGCGCAAAUGGGCCGCCGAGAUAGACAAGAACGGCGGUAGUCUCUACGAGGAUCAGCUCGCUUACCAUGCCUGGAGCCAGAUGGCUUGGGAGAGACAUCUGAGCAAGUUGACGCCCGAAGUCGUGAGGAAACGCGACACGAGGUUCAACAUGCUCGUACGAGACUUUUUGCAGAACGACUUGGGGCGAUAGUUAUGGAAUUAGUCGGAUCAGUGGAAGCAAUGCUGGAGAAGCGUGACGUUUAAUGAGUGAAUAGGAUUUUACCUAGUUAGUGUUUGUAUAAAAUUAGCAUCCUAAGGAGUUUGGCCAGAGGUACUUCUAGAUCAUAAUACAGCUCUGUAUUUCUCGAAGAUUUCAUUUUGAAUAGCGUCUCGAGUGAACUUUGUUCGCUGGAUAACUAUUACGAACUGAAUGCUCCGGACAUUCACGUAGUUAACUAGGUAAAUGAAUCGAUCC
Molecule: messenger RNA, 1875 nt
Organism: Annulohypoxylon truncatum
Lineage: Eukaryota; Fungi; Ascomycota; Sordariomycetes; Xylariales; Hypoxylaceae
Product: glycosyltransferase family 32 protein
Exons: 1
Coding region: 484-1611 (375 amino acids)
Source: RefSeq, a predicted model, not a curated record